AUGUCGUGGAUUGUGGAGCAAAGUGACAACACAUCUGCUGUUCAUGUAAAUGGCAACACUAUAACAUGUACGAAAGAUGGUUACUAUGAUAGCCCAAUCAAUAUUAUGUAUAAUGAUCCAGCUGAUCAUAAUGGGCAAUACUUUUGGGAACUGAAAUUUAUCGAAUCAGCGACAGAAGGUGGCAGCUCAGCAGUCGGAAAUCUAUCGGAUGGCAGUGGUCUUCUAGUACAGUCUUUUGGUAAUCAAAUUAAACAAGGCGAUAAAGUUUACAUAUUAUUAGAAUUGACUGAGUCAGACAUGAAAAUGUACUUAUUUCACAAUGAACGAUCAUUAGGUCUGGCAUUUCAUGUACAAUCACCAUAUCCGAAACCAUUGUAUCCAGUCGUGAGUUUCAGCGGCAAUGGUAAAGUAACAAUCACUCGUUCCGAUCAAAAACAUGGUUCACUAGAACGUGCAUCAUCACAAUAUAAUAGUGUAGAAGGCAAAUGGAAAGUCCUUGAUUUUCCUCAACAUCCUGAAUGUAUCGGUUGUGAGUUCAAAGUACAACGCCAUGAACACAUUGAAAAUAUGUACGUCCUUUUUGCAAAUGUUGUCAACAUGUUACAUUGUAAUUUGGAGCACAAUCCUACGACUAAUGAAUGGAAAUCUGCUGAUGUUAUGUCAACACUCAUGGCUGGUCCAUCGGAACUAAUGAAAGAAGAACAGGUGAUUAGUAAUUUUCUAUCCGAAAUACAAAAUGUACAUGUAGAAGAUCAGCAAAUUUUAAUCAUGCGAUCAAAGAAUGGAGUUGAAAUUAAAUUGGAACGUUGUACAGAAUGGGCACCGUCUCCUGUGACAGAGAACAUAUUCACUUAA
Molecule: messenger RNA, 855 nt
Organism: Rotaria sp. Silwood1
Lineage: Eukaryota; Metazoa; Rotifera; Eurotatoria; Philodinida; Philodinidae
Source: the annotation of a GenBank genome assembly